Messenger RNA from Pieris macdunnoughi, 708 nucleotides. The record is from the annotation of a GenBank genome assembly. NCBI's taxonomy places the organism in Eukaryota, Metazoa, Arthropoda, Insecta, Lepidoptera, Pieridae.
AUGUUCAAAGCAACGCAAAUGAACGUUUUCAUAAACGGGCUAAAACUCCGUCAGAUGACAGAUGGCAGCCAUCUUAUACAGAUUAUUUACACCCCAAAUGGCGCGAUUCAAGAUUGUGAAUACAUCACAGAUGCAAAGACAACAAGAAACUUUUUGAAAACACUACGUAGAGAAUUGAAACUGGCAUUAGACGAGGAAGCAUUCAGAAUAACUGAAAAAAGAAAAAAUGUCACGGAAGACGAACGGUUUUACCGCCAUUUUGGGAACAUGACGUUUCGACUUUUGACAGAUGGCGAAAUGUUGCCGUCUGACAUCGCGUCUUGGUUGGAUUAUGACAGAUUAAAAAUGGAAUGUUUUGAGCGGCACGAAGAGUUAAAAUACAUGAUGGAGAAUAAAAAUAAAUACUCGGAACCGGCGCUAGCGAGGUCACGGCGUUCAUUUCGGGAGAAUUUUAUAAUGCCCGGAACGAAAUGGUGCGGUGCCGGUCAAUUGGCUAGCACCUACAACGAAUUGGGCCAAGAUAGGAACGAGGACAGAUGCUGUAGGGCCCACGAUAACUGUCGAGUCAACAUAGGGGCAUUUAAAAGAAGAUUUGGAUUGUUCAACUAUAGGCCGUAUACGAUUUCACACUGCAAAUGCGAUAGGAGGUUAGUUUUUUUAUAUAUGGGUUUUUGGUCUUUGGGUUUGGUUUGUGGGUUACCUGUUUAG